This is a messenger RNA of Penicillium argentinense, 738 nucleotides long. RefSeq names its product ribosome assembly factor MRT4. The transcript is spliced from 2 exons. Gene Ontology annotation, cellular component: nucleolus; preribosome, large subunit precursor. NCBI's taxonomy places the organism in Eukaryota, Fungi, Ascomycota, Eurotiomycetes, Eurotiales, Aspergillaceae. Gene Ontology annotation, biological process: nuclear-transcribed mRNA catabolic process; rRNA processing; ribosomal large subunit biogenesis. Gene Ontology annotation, molecular function: RNA binding. The coding region runs from base 1 to 738 and encodes 245 amino acids. The record is from RefSeq and is a predicted model, not a curated record.
AUGCCUCGUUCAAAGCGCGCGCGCGUCGUCCAUGAGUCGAAGACGGCCAAGAAGGACCACAAGGAGCAGACCCGCCGGCUCUACGCCAACAUCCGGGAAUGUGUGGAGGAAUAUGAUCACCUGUUCGUCUUUGCGGUGGACAACAUGCGAAACACCUACUUGAAGGAUGUACGCUCUGAGUUUGCUGACAGCCGCCUGUUUUUUGGUAAGACCAAGGUCAUGGCAAAGGCUCUGGGAAGCAACCCCGAGACUGAGGCUGCGCCUAAUCUGCACAAACUCACUCCUUAUCUCACCGGUGCUGUUGGCUUGCUCUUCACCUCCCGAUCCGCCGAGUCUGUGAUUCAAUAUUUCGAAAACUUCCGCCCUUCAGACUUUGCCCGUGCUGGAACCGAGGCCACCCGCUCUUUCUCUAUCCCCAACGGCCUGGUGUACUCCCGAGCUGGCGAAAUUCCCACUAGCGACGACGAGCCUAUCAGCCACACCAUUGAGCCUGCACUGCGCAAACUCGGCGUCCCCACUCGCCUGGUCAAGGGCAAGGUUAUGCUCGAGUUGACCGAUGAUCAGGAGGGCUACCUGGUCUGUCGCGAGGGUGAUACUCUGGACUCCCGCCAGACUACCCUCAUGAAAAUGUUUGGUGUCACUUCCUCGGAGUUCAAGGUCGACCUGAAGGCCCAGUGGUCGCGGAAUACCAAUGAGGUGAAGAUUCUCGAACAGGGCGAUAUGGAGGUGGAUGCAUAA